This is a messenger RNA of Helobdella robusta, 2987 nucleotides long. RefSeq lists its product as hypothetical. Gene Ontology annotation, biological process: peptide catabolic process; proteolysis. Lineage: Eukaryota; Metazoa; Annelida; Clitellata; Rhynchobdellida; Glossiphoniidae. The record is from RefSeq and is a predicted model, not a curated record. Gene Ontology annotation, cellular component: cytoplasm. The transcript has 22 exons. Gene Ontology annotation, molecular function: peptide binding; metalloaminopeptidase activity; zinc ion binding. Bases 1 to 2859 code for a protein of 952 amino acids.
AUGGCCGAAAUUGAAGAGGUCUCAUUCUCUGGAACUAGCAAAUCUGACAAGAACCUGCUAUUCAACAGAGGCUCCCUGCUGAACAACUCAACAAUGUACACUUGCAGUCCAAGGAGGGCAGCGUUCACAGUUGCAGCAAUCAUCUGCUGUCUCUUUGCUGUUUCUGUCAUUGCUGCAUUUGCCAGACCAGCUUGCUCGAUGCCCCCAUCUCCGAACCACACCUCUGUCGAUGCUGACCACAAACUCCCCUCCACAAACAUCAGCCAACCAACCAACACUGCAACAACUGACAAGAUCUCUAAUGUUAAAGGCAGUCAGUUUCGUUGGAACAAAAUAAGACUACCAACAACUUUGGUGCCCCAUUCAUACGGGGUCCUCAUCCAUCCUGACAUGGAAAAGUUUGAUUUUAGUGGCUGGUCGAGUGUGGAGGUGGUUGUGAAGAGUAGCACUGAUUACAUCGUCAUGCAUGUCAAGCAACUCAACAUCUCUGACAUUGGCUUACGUUAUAGGAACCGAGAUGACAGGAUAGAAAUGAAGAAGUAUUUGAUCUCAGUUGAACGUGAGCAGUUGUACAUCGAACUGACAUCCAACCUCAUCGCUGGAUCAACCAUACUCAUCAAUGUAUCUUUCCACGGAGUACUCAGUGACAAUAUGAAUGGAUUUUUUCUCAAUUUUUAUAUCACUAGAGGUGGUGUUAAGAGAUAUUUGGCAGCCACGCAGUUUGAACCGACAGAAGCAAGGUCAGCAUUUCCUUGUUUUGACGAACCUCACAUGAAGGCACACUUCAAGUUCAACAUCAUCAGACCAAAGGAUUACAUCUCACUGUUCAAUACUGAGAAGGUAGCAGAGAAAAUGAUUUCAGAGAACGAAACGAUGGACAUCUUCAACACAACCCUCAAGAUGAGCACAUACUUGGUGGCAUUCGUUGUUUGCGACUACCUCUCCAAGUCACAGCUGAGCAAAAGUGGAGUCAAUAUCUCGGUGUACGCCCCACCGGAAGCCAUCAAUGACGUCAACGUCGCCCUGGACAAAGCCACCAAAAUACUCGACUUUUACGAGGAUUUCUAUGGCAUCAAGUAUCCUCUGAAGAAACUUGACAACGUGGCCAUACCCGACAUGUCGGUUGGUGCCAUGGAGAACUGGGGACCGGUGCUCUACAUUUCAAAGUACCUCCUCUUGAAUGAGAGUCGAAAUUCAGAGCACGACAAGAACAUGGUGGUUGUCGUCGUGGCUCAUGAGUUGGCUCAUCAGUGGUUUGGCAACCUGGUAACGAUGGAGUGGUGGAAUGAUCUGUGGCUUAAUGAAGGGUUUGCCAAGUACAUCGAGUACGUCGGGACCAAUCACAUCUUCCCUGAUUGGCCUAUGAUGGAGAUCUUUACAUGUCAGACGAUGGCAGUUGCCAUGGUUGCAGACUCCUCGGAUGCGUCCCACUCAAUAUCCGAUCCGGUUUACGACCCGAACGAGAUCAACGAGAUAUUUGACAGCAUCUCUUAUGACAAGGGAGCGUCGGUGAUUCGAAUGUUGGAGAAUGUCGUUGGACCGGACGUCUUCUACAGAGCCCUGAAGAACUACCUGACCAAGCACCAGUUUGAUACUGCCAACAACAACGACCUCUGGGAAUCUUUCACUCAGCAGUUGAAAGACACCAUGCACAUCAACGUGAAAGAAAUGAUGGACACGUGGACUCUGCAGAUGGGCUUCCCUGUAGUCAGCAUGAGCAGGAACGGUCGACAGGUGACGUGUCGCCAGGAGAGGUACGUCAUCACUGACCAGUCGAAACUGGCAGGCGUGCAAGUUGAGCCUUCCCGCUUUAAUUACUUGUGGUUCAUUCCGCUGACCUUUGUGACCGACAGACAUCCAAACAACCAUUCCAUGUACUUCAUGAAGGAAAAAACACUAAGGUUUGAACUGCCAGAGGAUGUUAAUUGGUUGAAAGCGAAUUCAAACAUGACAGGUUUCUACAGAGUGCACUACGAUGAUAAUGGAUGGUCUGACAUCAUUAGGCAACUCAAAUCCGAUCACACUCACCGGCCACACGAACCUGACGAUGGCGCUCGACCUCUCGUUGUACCUGGAGAGGGAGGGGAGUUACAACCCCUGGAGGAUGAUGAUGGGGAACAUCAAGAUGAUGGACUACAGGAUGUUAUGAAGAAGUUGAUGACUCCAAUCUUGAAGAAACUUGGAUGGGAAGAUGUUGGAGACCACGAUACCAAAUUGAUAAGGAUAGAGUUGAUGUCCCUUGCAACGAGGCUCGGCUUCCAGGAGUAUGUUGAUUGGGUGAUGAGGUCCUUCAAGCAGAUGGUUAAUGGAUCAUUGAGAUUAAGUCCCAACCAGCAGUCCAUAGUCUUCCGGUACGCAGUGAAGUACGGCGGGGCCGAGGAAUGGGACUUUGUCAUGAAUAGCGCCAUGUCUAGCAACACCAGCCAGGCCCAGAAAGCCGUCAUGCUGGAUGCACUGACCUUCAGUAAUGAUGUCCUCAGAGUCACUAGACUGUUGGAGAUGUCUUUGAACCAGACUCUAAUGAAGACGAACGAGUGUCUGGGAACAUUGACAGGAGUUGGAAAGCAUUCAGCCGGUCAGUUGGUACUGUGGAACUUCAUCAAGAAGAACUGGUCACUCAUCAAUGAUAGGAUUCAUGGCAUGCCCAAGAGGUCCAGAGCCAUCGUGAGGUUCGCCUCAUUCCUCUUCUCCACAGAGGUCGAAUAUGACGAGUUACAAACAUUCCUGAACGAGCACAUGAGUAAGGAGACUGCCCGACUGAACAUUGAACUCCUGGAUGCCGUUCGUAUGAACAUCAACUGGAAGGCCAAGUCGGAAGACCAGCUCGUCCAGUGGCUUCUCAAACAGACCUCUCAUUAGUUCAUUAUCGAAUGAACGAACGAAUGAACCGAUUGGUUUAAUCGUUCGUUUUCAUUCAUUCAUUCAUUCAUUCAUCAAUCGACUUUUUUAAUCAUUGGUUGAUGUAUAAUUUUAUUGAUGAUGACAUU